AUGUCCAUUAAAUCAUUUGAAGUUUCAGACCCAGUCAAUUCAAGUCUUAAAGGGUUUGCCCUUGCGAACCCUUCUAUAACUCUGGUCCCAGAAGAAAAAAUUCUUUUCAGAAAGACCAAGUCUGACAAUAUUGCCUUGAUCUCCGGUGGUGGUAGUGGCCAUGAACCUACUCAUGCCGGUUUCAUCGGUAAAGGUAUGUUGAGUGGUGCCGUUGUCGGUGAAAUCUUUGCAUCCCCUUCUACAAAACAGAUUUUAAACGCAAUUCGUCUGGUCAAUGACAGUGCCUCUGGUGUAUUAUUGAUUGUUAAGAACUACACAGGUGAUGUUUUGCACUUUGGCCUGUCUGCCGAAAGAGCAAGAGCUUUGGGUAUCGACUGCCGUGUCGCUGUCAUUGGUGAUGAUGUUGCAGUCGGUAGAGAAAAGGGUGGCAUGGUUGGUAGAAGAGCGUUAGCAGGCACUGUUUUAGUUCAUAAGAUUGUGGGGGCCUUCGCCGAAGAAUAUUCUAGUAGGUAUGGAUUAGAUGGGACUGAAAAAGUGGCUAAAAUUAUCAAUGAUAAUUUGGUGACCAUCGGAUCCUCCUUAGACCAUUGUAAAGUUCCUGGCAGAAAAUUUGAAAGUGAACUAAACGAAAGACAAAUGGAAUUAGGUAUGGGUAUUCAUAAUGAACCUGGUGUAAAAGUUUUGGAUCCUAUUCCUUCCACUGAAGACUUAAUUUCUAAAUAUAUGCUACCAAAAUUGUUGGAUCCUAAUGAUAAGGAUAGAGCUUUCGUAAAGUUUGAUGAAGAUGAUGAAGUUGUUUUGUUGGUGAACAAUUUGGGUGGUGUUUCGAAUUUCAUUAUUACUUCUAUUGCCUCCAAGACUACAGAUUUCUUGAAGAAAACCUAUGAUAUAACCCCGGUUCAAACAAUUGCUGGUACUUUGAUGACCUCUUUUAACGGUAAUGGAUUUAGUAUCACAUUACUAAAUGCCACGAAAGCUACAAAAGCUUUGCAGUCUCAUUUUCCUGAGAUCAAAUCAGUAUUGGACUUGUUGAAUGCUUUUACAAACGCACCAGGUUGGCCAAUUUCAGAUUUUGAUAAGAUUUCUGCCCCAUCUGUCAAGAGUGAUUUGUUACAUAAUGAAGUAUCAGCAAAGGCUGUCGGUACCUAUGAUUUUGAGGCAUUUGCUAGGUGGAUGAAAAGCGGCGCUGAACAAGUCAUCAAGAGUGAACCACACAUUACUGAACUAGAUAACCAGGUCGGUGAUGGUGACUGUGGCUAUACAUUAGUGGCAGGAGUUAAGGGUAUCACUGAUAACCUGGACAAAUUGUCUAAGAACUCGCUAUCCCAAGCGGUUGCCCAAAUCUCAGAUUUCAUUGAGGGCUCAAUGGGUGGUACCUCUGGUGGGUUAUAUUCUAUUCUUUUGUCUGGUUUUUCACACGGAUUAAUUCAAGUGUGCAAAUCAAAGGAUGAACCUGUCACUAAGCAAAUCGUGGCCAAAUCACUCGGCAUAGCAUUGGAGACUUUAUACAAAUAUACAAAAGCAAGGAAGGGCUCAUCUACCAUGAUUGACGCGUUAGAACCAUUUAUCAAAGAAUUCACUGCAUCCACAGAUUUCAACAAAGCCGUGCAAGCUGCGGAAGAAGGUGCUAAAUCCACUGCAACAUUCGAAGCCAAAUUUGGUAGAGCUUCUUAUGUCGGCGACUCAUCACAGGUAGAAGAUCCUGGCGCUGUAGGUUUGUGUGAGUUCUUGAAAGGUGUUCAAAGAGCCUUAUAA
This is a messenger RNA of Saccharomyces mikatae IFO 1815, 1755 nucleotides long. It is a transcript of the gene DAK1, whose product is annotated as dihydroxyacetone kinase. NCBI's taxonomy places the organism in Eukaryota, Fungi, Ascomycota, Saccharomycetes, Saccharomycetales, Saccharomycetaceae. Gene Ontology annotation, biological process: glycerol catabolic process. The coding region runs from base 1 to 1755 and encodes 584 amino acids. The transcript has a single exon. Gene Ontology annotation, cellular component: cytosol. The record is from RefSeq and is a predicted model, not a curated record. Gene Ontology annotation, molecular function: ATP binding; glycerone kinase activity.